This is a messenger RNA of Ahaetulla prasina, 3411 nucleotides long. It is a transcript of the gene IMPA1, whose product is annotated as inositol monophosphatase 1. The transcript has 9 exons. Lineage: Eukaryota; Metazoa; Chordata; Lepidosauria; Squamata; Colubridae. The coding region runs from base 154 to 990 and encodes 278 amino acids. Gene Ontology annotation, molecular function: inositol monophosphate 1-phosphatase activity. The record is from RefSeq and is a predicted model, not a curated record. Gene Ontology annotation, biological process: inositol metabolic process; phosphatidylinositol phosphate biosynthetic process; signal transduction.
CAAUUUGCAAUGGCAACGCAGGAGCAGAGGGGACGGCGUAAGUCUUUGCAGCGCCUGCGCAGUGGGUGCUGAUGAGGCGGUGCCUAGUCAACCGGCUUUGCCAGUACCCGGUAGCUGCUGCAAAAAAAAUUGGCCUGCUAACGGUAGUUCAAGAUGGCUGAUCCUUGGGAAGAAUGCAUGAACCAUGCAGUUGCUUUAGCAAGAAAAGCUGGAGAGGUAAUCCGGGAGGCAUUGAAAGAGGAAGUAACUGUCAUGAUUAAAAGUUCUCCAGCAGAUCUAGUCACAGUCACUGAUCAAAAAGUGGAAAAUAUGAUUAUAUCUUCUAUAAAAGAAAAAUAUCCAUCACACAGCUUUAUCGGAGAAGAAUCUGUUGCAGCUGGUGCAGGAAGUAUUUUGACAGAUAAUCCCACAUGGAUUAUUGAUCCUAUAGAUGGAACAACUAAUUUUGUGCAUAGGUUUCCCUUUGUAGCCGUUUCAAUUGGCUUUGUAGUAAAGAAACAGAUGGAAUUUGGAAUUGUGUAUAGCUGUGUAGAAGACAAGAUGUAUACUGCUCGAAAAGGAAAAGGAGCCUUUUGCAAUGGACACAAACUCCAAGUGUCAAAACAACGAGAAAUUACAAAAGCACUCUUAGUAUCAGAAUUGGGAUCCGACCGUAAUCCAGAAGUUAUAAAAACAGUUCUUUCUAAUAUGCAAAAGCUCCUUAGCAUUCCUAUUCAUGGGAUUAGAGCAGUAGGGACAGCAGCUAUUAAUAUGUGCCUGGUGGCCACAGGAGGAGCAGAUGCCUAUUAUGAGAUGGGAAUUCACUGCUGGGACAUGGCAGGAGCUGGAAUUAUCAUUCUUGAAGCAGGGGGAGUGCUGCUCGACAUCUCAGGAGGACCAUUUGAUUUGAUGUCAAGAAGGAUCAUUGCUGCAAAUUGUCAAGCAAUAGCAGAGCGGAUAGCAAAAGAGAUUCAGACCAUUCCUUUUCAAAGGGAUGAUGCAGUGAAUUAAAUAACCUAACACAUGACCUCUAUUUCAUUAAGAAUUUCUUUGAUGCUCAUCCAUUGUACCGGAGUAAAUAUAGACUCAGUUAUUCAUCUUGAUAUGUCAAAACCUGCUGCUGAAAUCCUUCCCCUCUCCAAUGUUUUAAACAUUUCUUUUAUUAUUUAUCAUGUGUGCGGCACAUUUUUAAAUGUCAUGCUUUCUUGUCUCUGACAAGAAAAUAAAUGGGAUAUGGUGCAAAAGAGGAUGGAGUAAUUCAUCUAUAUAAUUAACAGUACCGAACAAGUUUGACUGUCCGCAAUUCCAUGUGACAUUUUUUUCCUUUGUAUAUUAUAAGGGAAAAGAAUAAAAUCCCUAGCAAAAUGCUUUUUCCUCUUUCCCCUUGCAGUUGCUAUGAUUAGACUGUUCUUUCUCCACCAACUUGAUUCCCUUGCUUAGUAAUGGAUGUACUGUUUUAAAUAUAUGUGGAACAACAUGCUUUGAAAAUUGAUUGCUUGAAAAAUCUUCCCCGCUGAUACUUCCUAAGCGAAAGAAUGCCUUCUGUUAACUUUCCUUUUACAUAUUUUAUUCAUAUUUUAUAUAAGAGUUUCCAUAAACUGCAAUAGUAAUUAUUGAGUAUUGUACGCAGUAUAUACCAAACACAAUAGCAGAACAGAAGGUAUGACCAAACUAAAACUAAAAAUCUUACUUAUCGUAGAUAAUACAACAGUAUUUUAUAUCAGUUUAAGCCACCAUAAGUGUGUUUUGGCAACAAUCAAAUAAGUGGUGUGUUUUUUUAAUAUUGAACUUUUAUUGGAUUAGGCAUUUUUGUUUUAUUUGGGUAUGUGAACAUAUGUGUAGUUUAAUCAUUUAUUUCCAGUUUUCAUAAACUGGAUGAUUUGAAGUAGAUAUUUAAUCCAGAGUUGGAUUCAUUCUUAGAAAUACUAGGUAAAUAAGUAUUUCAGGUGCAGCAGUUUGCCUUGCAAUGUACUUAAAAUGGAUAAUUCGAUAUGUUCUAUAAACCUGCAUGUAUCAGUGACAUAAUAUGGGCCUUGACCCAUAAAAGUGUGAUCUAUUUAUUUGCCUUUAAGGUCCCACAAGAUGUUGCAUUUUCUAAUAAACUAACAAACUAGUUCUUCAGGGAUUAUUCUGUAAGAGUGUUCAAAGUACAGUUGAGUGGUUUACUGUAAAUCACUUCAUAAGUGCUAUAUCCAUUAGUAGGGGAAAAUUAUAAUUGAAGAUGUGAAGAAGCUUUACAAAGCUUUAUAACAUUUAGAAGGUUGGAAUCAUAUAUUGAUGCUUGUGAUGUGCAGGACUCAAAUCUAACCAUAACUUUGACACAAAGAUUUGCAUGACAGAAUAAUUCUGAUGUACUAAUGAUAUAUUCCCAAAUUGAUGAUAAAUCAUAAAUAUAAGAUUUCAAUCUAUUUUUUCCAGAGUUAGCAAUGGAAUGUGAACAGGCAUCAACCAUCCAGAUGUCCCGAUGUCCCUGAAAUGAAGUAAAAAAAAUUUAAAAAUCCAAAUAGCCCAAACAGUUUACAGCUGUUUUCAAUUGUUGGGGAUGCCUUUCUGACAAGUUCAUACAAUGCUAUCAAGCCCAGAAAAUUUUUGAUUUUUUUCCAUGCGUAUUUUUUAUCUUCUUGUAUUUUGGGUUAAAAACUUUAUUAUGUUAGUACUCUCACGUUAGCUAUACUUAUGCAAGCUUUGGCAUAUUGGAAGAAUGAUUUGUUCCAAAGUAGUGAUAAGUAUACAUAUAAUUUUCACUGAUAAGUUUUUUUCCCCUAGCUCAUUUCCUUUCAAAUUGUAUGAGUUUAGCCUCAUGUAGAAAUAAACUGUUCUUAGCCUAAUCUUCAUUUCCUGUUGAUUUUACUUGCGUAUCAAUCUCUGGCUGAACUCUGGGUAUCUUGGAAUCCACUUUCGUGAAUUGUUGUGUGGAAACAAGAUUUGGUAAAGAACAGGCCAAAUAGGAAUACCUGGACUUCUGCAAAAUAUCUGAGUUUAGAAUACAACAAUAAAUUGAUUUAUAUUGUAAAAUGUAAAUUGUUUUAAAAUGUGAGGUCAUAAUAUGUUUAAAAUAAAUAUCAGUUUUGUCAGUUAUAAAUUAUCUCUUUAAAUGUUUUUUCUCCUGUUCUUUUCAGAAAUCUACAAGCUGCAGCUUCUAUCUAGCAAUUUAUCAAUCUUUUUAAAAAAUCAUUUCAAUGGUUUUCUUAAACUAUUCCUGAAACUCUUCCAUCUUGUCCCAUCUUCUAAAUAUAUUGCUGGAAACAGCACUACCAUUAUACAAUUUACACUGUUGCCUUUUUUUUUAAAGUAUUAAGUUUACGGACAAUGCAAAAAAAAAAAAAGAUUUACAAAAUGGCAAGACAAGAAUGAGAAAGGAAAAAAGGAAGAAAUUGAUAGCUCUCCUUAUUUCAUUUUAAAAAUAUGUUUUCAUUGAUUUAUUAAAUUGGU